This is a messenger RNA of Oncorhynchus keta (chum salmon), 7527 nucleotides long. RefSeq names its product DNA (cytosine-5)-methyltransferase 3B-like. Gene Ontology annotation, molecular function: DNA (cytosine-5-)-methyltransferase activity, acting on CpG substrates; DNA binding. The transcript has 21 exons. Gene Ontology annotation, cellular component: nucleus. NCBI's taxonomy places the organism in Eukaryota, Metazoa, Chordata, Actinopteri, Salmoniformes, Salmonidae. The coding region runs from base 552 to 3005 and encodes 817 amino acids. Gene Ontology annotation, biological process: negative regulation of transcription by RNA polymerase II. The record is from RefSeq and is a predicted model, not a curated record.
UAAUAUUGUUCUAUAGAAAGCAGUUAAAGCACAGACAUGGUAUUCACAGGUAUAUAGUUUAUGUAGUUCCCCUUUAGGGUUUUCUGUCACGCUGUUAUCUUGGUGUCUUUGUGCCAAGCCAGGGAUGAGAGUAACUGACAUCAGCUAAGCACAUUUACAUGGCUAGCCAGUGCCUCAUGUUGUAAAUGUGUCUGGAAGGUGUGUGUGCUAUACUGUAGGUCAGGUAUGGGUCCAUUGAAAGGGAGUAUCUCUCUCCAACUGAGUCCAUUCCUUCCUAACCUCUCCUUUGUUUCCCGUAUCUGUGUCCAACCCGUAUCUGUGUCCAACCCAAGGGCUGAGGUGUCAGGGAGGCAGAGAUACUGAAAGGGCUCCAAGCCACCUGGUCUGAGCCCCAGCUUUUAGUUUCCACUCAUACUUUGUUCUCCUUUUACAAAAGCAGGGGCUGUGGCAGAGCCUUGUCUGGGCCCCUUCAGCUUGGGCUGGGGGGGUGAAGAUGUACUUUGUCAGGGAAUAUUUAUUUUGAGGACGUUUGAGUGGGCAGAAACAGACGGAUGGACGGACAGACAGAUCAACCAAAGGCUGAGGUGAACGGGGACAUUCCUGCAGCCGAGGGACCAUCAGAGAACGACUGUGGCGCAGAGAUGACCAAUGAGAACAGCCCGCUGACCGCUGCUGAGCCGCCCUCCCCCUUCAGCCCCAAGCAGAACGGAGACGCUGCCUCACCUGCAGACUCAGAUGUUAACCAGUUGUCUGGGAGCAGGAAGAGAACCAGGAAGAGGUCCUCUGAGGAGGAAUAUUGCAGCUGGGACUCCUCCUAUAGUGAGCAGAAGGCCAAGGUAGCAGGAGUGGGGGGCUUGGAGUCUGGCUCGGGUCUGAGACAGAGACCCUCUCCCAGGACCAUCUUCCAGGCCGGUCUGCUGGCCCCUCACAACAAACCACGCAGCCGUGAGCAGAGAAGGGGAGGACGCCAGAACAAGCUGGAGCACCACAGCAGUCCUCUGAGCCUGGCCUGCAGUGUUGGCCCCGGGCCCCUGGUGUCCGUGGUCCCUGAGAGCCCCUCCCUGGAGCUCCUUGAGCAGGACUCUAAGGAUUCGGCCCAGAGCACCUCCUCCACCUCCCUGGCCUCCAACACCACAGAGCCUGCCUGCCAGCCAGAGUACAAGGACAACAAGGGUUUUGGCAUUGGGGAGCUGGUGUGGGGGAAGAUCAAGGGGUUCUCCUGGUGGCCAGGCAUCGUGGUCACCUGGCGCGCCACGGGCAAACGACAAGCCACUCAUGGCAUGAGGUGGCUGCAGUGGUUCGGUGAUGGCAAGUUCUCUGAGGUUUCAGCUGACAAGCUGGACUCCAUCACUGCUUUCCCCAAGUUCUUCAACCAAGCCUCCUACGCCAAGCUGGCAUCCUACCGCAGGGCCAUCUUCCAGACACUGGAGAUGGCCAGUGUGCGUGCUGAGAAGCCAUUCCCUCCGUGUGAGUCAGAGGGGCCAGAGGACCAGGUCAAGCCCAUGCUGGACUGGGCCAACGGGGGCUUCCUGCCUAAGGGCCAGGAGGGCCUCAAACCCACAGAGAACCCUGACAGCAACCCGUUAAACCACAAAGUGUUGGACGUCAGUCUGCUAGAGUAUUUCCCCACAGCCAAGAGGCCCCGCAUCAGCCUUUGUAAGGCCAAGAGCAGCCCAGAGGAGGUCUACAGUAGAGAACAAAUGGUGCAUGAAGUUUUGAAGAAUAACAGAAGUAUAGAAGAGUUUUGCCUCUCAUGUGGGAAAACACGAGCGGCAACCUUCCACCCACUUUUUGAAGGAGGCCUUUGCCAAGCAUGCAAGGACGUGUAUCUUGAGAUCUCCUACAUGUAUGAUGACGAUGGCUACCAAUCGUACUGUACCGUGUGCUGCGGGGGGCGCGAGGUGUUACUGUGUGGGAACGCCAACUGCUGCAGGUGUUUCUGUGUAGAAUGCCUGGACAUUCUGGUGGGCGCGGGGGCGUCGAACAGUGCCCGUAACCUGGACCCAUGGCGCUGCUACAUGUGCCAGCCCCUGCAGCCCUACGGUGUGCUCAAACAACGCCACAAUUGGAGCAUGAAGCUGCAGGAGUUCUUUAUCAACGACAACGGCCAGGAGUUUGAAAGCCCAAAUAUGUACCGGGCUGUCCCUGCAGAACAGAGGCACCCCAUCCGCGUGCUCUCAUUGUUUGAUGGCAUCGCCACUGGCUACUUAGUCCUACGAGACCUAGGAUUCAAAGUGGACCAUUAUAUUGCAUCAGAGGUGUGUGAGGAUUCCAUAUCGGUGGGGGUCGUCCGACAUGAAGGAAGAAUCCAGUACGUGCACGACGUGCGCAACAUCACCAGAAAAAAUAUAGAAGAGUGGGGCCCAUUUGACCUGGUGAUAGGAGGAAGCCCCUGUAACGACCUAUCUAUCGUCAACCCCGCCAGGAAGGGACUGUACGAGGGCACAGGGAGGUUGUUCUUUGAGUUCUACCGCCUGCUGAGUGAGGCCAAGCCCAAGGAGGGCGAGGACCGCCCAUUCUUCUGGAUGUUCGAGAAUGUGGUCGCCAUGGGCGUCAAUGACAAGAGGGACAUCUCUCGUUUCCUCGAGUGCAAUCCAGUGAUGAUCGAUGCCAUUGAGGUGUCUGCGGCUCACAGGGCUAGGUACUUCUGGGGCAACCUACCAGGGAUGAACAGGCCUCGGUGUGCAUCUGGGAUGGACAAGUUAGAGCUACAGGACUGUCUGGAACAUGGCCGUGUGGCUAAGUUUGGAAAGGUGCGCACCAUCACCACGCGCGCCAACUCCAUCAAGCAGGGCAAAGACCAGCACUUUCCCGUCAUGAUGAAUGGCAAAGAGGACAUUCUGUGGUGCACCGAGCUGGAGAGGAUCUUUGGCUUCCCGGUCCACUACACAGAUGUGUCCAACAUGGGCCGCGGUGCCAGGCAGAAGCUUCUGGGCAGGUCCUGGAGCGUACCUGUCAUCAGACACCUGUUUGCCCCUCUGAAGGACUACUUUGCAUGUGAAUAGCGCCCUCCCUAACCAACCUCUCUGUAGUUCUAACUUGACAUUGGCACUUCAAUCAGAAGUGCCAAAGUCAAGUUAGACAAUCUUGUUAUCCCCUGGUAGGCAAAAGCCAAAGUGUUAUUUUAGGGUUUUAAGGUUUUAUACACUGCUUUUACUUUUUAACAAAUUACUUCCCCUCAUGUUGUCUUUGAGUGGAUUUGUUGUAAUCACAAAGUCAGACAUAUUUUUAUGCCACACUGAUUUUCUAAAACUAGAGAAAGUUUUAUAUAACAAUUUAUAUAGAUCUCUUUAUCAAUUAGUAGACAUUUUUGUUUCAUUUUCAUGAUGUCAACAUUGGAAAAUGUACGUGUUCUUCUCCCAAAUGCCAAUGUGAAGUAAUACUUGAAACCAUUCAAUACAAAAAUGUCCAAUCGAGCUGAGAGACAAUAAAGAACGCUCCAUUCUCAGCCAUGCCAAAAUACAUUUUAAAAAUGUACUGUAAAAUCAAUACAAAGACGUAAAGGCAUCUCAAUAUUGGACAUUUUGACAUUUGUCAUGUGCUACUGUUCUAAAGUAUCCAUAUUCUUGAACUGGAAGUUAGUUUUUGCUUUCACCAAAUAUAAGUGAGAGUUACCUCAUCAUCCAGGGCAUCUGAAAACUCAUCUUGGCUAUCUGUACAAAAAGUCACUGGAUUGUUUUAUAGAAAUUGUAUACUUCAUUUUUAUACUGUAUAUAUGAAAAUGUUUACAAGAUUUUAAAAAUAUUUGAUUGGACUUUGGGAGUUUCAUUGUCCCAAUGUCAUCUUAAAUUUCUAUUUUUAAAUCUGUAAAUUUCAGUGGUUGAUAAACCCCAGUAUGGUGCAUAGAUAUCCUCACCAUUGUUAAAAUGCUCUGGACUUCAGAUUGAAGUACAAUAUAAACUUAUUUUGGCUACUCAUUUUGGCUACUUUUGUAGCCAUUUUUUGUUUUGGUAAAUGAAUGUGGAGAGUUUGCUGUGCAGUUUUAAAAUACUGGACUUUUUUGUGCUGAUUUUACAUAGCAUAUGUUCACAGUGGAGACCUGCCAGUUAUUUGUUUUUUACUGAGUACUACUCAGUACUACUCACUCGUUCAUGGUGCCUUUUAGCAGUCUGUUCAAAGAGCUUACUUUAGUAAAACACUGACUAUAUGUCAUAACCAGCAUUUGCUUUACUUCAAAUGUUAAUUUUUACUAAGAUGCCAAAAUACAAAAGAUGUUUACAUGCUUUAUUAAUAGCACUGUAUCCUUUUCAUUUUGAUGAAUGUCAUACUUAUGAUUUUGAAUAUUCAAAAUGUUUUUUCUAUUCUUUUUAUGGCAUUUUAUGACAACACCUUCAACAUUUUUUGUUUUAUAUACUCAGAUCUUCUGCUUACUUGCAACAAAAGCUGAAGUAGUAGCACAAUAUAUACAGUGCCUUCAGAAAGUAUUCAUACUCCUUGAUUUAUUCCACAUAUUGUUGUGUUACAGCCUGAAUUCUAAACGGAUUAAAUAUAUUUUUUUCCUUACCCAUCUACACAUAAUACCCCAUAAAGACAAACGGAAAACAUGUUUUUAGACAUUUUUGCUCAUUUAAUGAAAAUGCAAUAUACCAUUUACAUAACUAUUCACACCCCUGAGUCAAUACUUUGUAGAAGCACCUUUGGCAGCGAUUACAGCUGUGAGUAUUUCUGGGUAAGUCUCUAAGAGCUUUCCACAUCUGGAUUGUGCAACAUUUGCUCAUUAUUUUUACAAUUCUUCAAGCUCUGUCAAAUUGGUUGUUGAUCAUUGCAAGACAACCAUUUUCAGAGUCUUGUCAUAUUUUUCCAAGUAAAUUUAAGUCAAAACUGUAACUCGGCCAUUUGGUCUUGUGUUUUAGGUUAUUGUCCUGCUCAUAGGUGGAGAGCAGACUGAACCAGAUUUUGCCUGUGCUGAGCUCCAUUCCGUUUAUUUUUUAUCCUGAAAAACUCCCCAGUCCUUAACGAUUACAAGCAUACCCAUAAGAUGAUGCAGUCACCACUAUGCUUGGAAAUAUGGAGAGUGGUACUCAGUAAUGUGUUGUAUUGGAUUUGUAUUCGGGACAAAAAUGUAUUGCUUUGCCCACAUUUUUUGCAGUGUUACUUUAGUGCCUUGUUGCAAACUGGAUGCUUGUUUUGGAAUAUUUUUAUUUUGUACAGGCUUCCUUCGUUUCAUGCUGUCAAUUAGGUUCGUAUUAUGGAGUAACUACGAUGUUGUUGAUCCAUCCUCGGUUUUCCUUCCUCUGUGGCAACUGAGUUAGGAAGAAUGCCUGUACAGUGCCUUGCGAAAGUAUUCGGCCCCCUUGAACUUUGCGACCUUUUGCCACAUUUCAGGCUUCAAACAUAAAGAUAUAAAACUGUAUUUUUUUGUGAAGAAUCAACAACAAGUGGGACACAAUCAUGAAGUGGAACGACAUUUAUUGGAUAUUUCAAACUUUUUUAACCAUUCAAAAACUGAAAAAUUGGCCGUGCAAAAUUACUCAGCUGCCUUAAGUUAAUACUUUGUAGCGCCACCUUUUGCUGCGAUUACAGCUGUAAGUCGCUUGGGGUAUGUCUCUAUCAGUUUUGCACAUCGAGAGACUGAAUUUUUUCCCCAUUCCUCCUUGUAAAACAGCUCGAGCUCAGUGAGGUUGGAUGGAGAGCAUUUGUGAACAGCAGUUUUCAGUUCUUUCCACAGAUUCUCGAUUGGAUUCAGGUCUGGACUUUGACUUGACCAUUCUAACACCUGGAUAUGUUUAUUUUUGAACCAUUCCAUUGUAGAUUUUGCUUUAUGUUUUGGAUCAUUGUCUUGUUGGAAGACAAAUCUCCGUCCCAGUCUCAGGUCUUUUGCAGACUCCAUCAGGUUUUCUUCCAGAAUGGUCCUGUAUUUGGCUCCAUCCAUCUUCCCAUCAAUUUUAACCAUCUUCCCUGUCCCUGCUGAAGAAAAGCAGGCCCAAACCAUGAUGCUGCCACCACCAUGUUUGACAGUGGGGAUGUUGUGUUCAGGGUGAUGAGCUGUGUUGCUUUUAUGCCAAACAUAACGUUUUGCAUUGUUGGCAAAAAGUUACAUUUUGGUUUCAUCUGACCAGAGCACCUUCUUCCACAUGUUUGGUGUGUCUCCCAGGUGGCUUGUGGCAAACUUUAAACAACACUUUUUAUGGAUAUCUUUAAGAAAUGGCUUUCUUCUUGCCACUCUUCCAUAAAGGCCAGAUUUGUGCAAUAUACAACUGAUUGUUGUCCUAUGGACAGAGUCUCCCUCCUCAGCUGUAGAUCUCUGCAGUUCAUACAGAGUGAUCAUGGGUCUCUUGGCUGCAUCUCUGAUCAGUCUUCUCCUUGUAUGAGCUGAAAGUUUAGAGGGACGGCCAGGUCUUGGUAGAUUUGCAGUGGUCUGAUACUCCUUCCAUUUCAAUAUUAUCGCUUGCACAGUGCUCAUUGGGAUGUUUAAAGCUUGGGAAAUCUUUUUGUAUCCAAAUCCGGCUUUAAACUUCUUCACAACAAUAUCUCGGACCUGCCUGGUGUGUUCCUUGUUCUUCAUGAUGCUCUCUGCUCUUUUAACGGACCUCUGAGACUAUCACAGUGCAGGUGCAUUUAUACGGAGACUUGAUUACACACAGGUGGAUUGUAUUUAUCAGCAUUAGUCAUUUAGGUCAACAUUGGAUCAUUCAGAGAUCCUCACUGAACUUCUGGAGAGAGUUUGCUGCACUGAAAGUAAAGGGGCUGAAUAAUUUUGCACGCCCAAUUUUUCAGUUUUUGAUUUGUUAAAAAAGUUUGAAAUAUCCAAUAAAUGUCGUUCCACUUCAUGAUUGUGUCCCAGUUGUUGUUGAUUCUUCACAAAAAAAUACAGUUUUAUAUCUUUAUGUUUGAAGCCUGAAAUGUGGCAAAAGGUCGCAAAGUUCAUGUGGGCCGAAUACUUUCGCAAGGCACUGUAUGUUUGUAGUGGCUGGGUGUAUUGAUACACCAUCCAAAAUGUAAUUAAUAACUUCACCCUGCUCAAAGGGAUAUUCAAUGUCCCUUUUGUAAACACAUGUUUAUUCCUGAACUUAUUUUGGCUUGCCUUAGCAAAGGGGUUCAAUACUUAAUGACUCAAGAGAUUUCAGCUGUUCAAUUUUAAUUCAUUUGUAAAAACAUAAUACCGCAUUGACAUUAUCGGAUAUUGUGUGUAGGCCAGUGACAAGAAGUGUAAAAAGUCGAGGGGUGUGAAUACUUACUGAAGGCACUGUAUAAGGCUUGCUUGAGAUGUUUUAUUUUAUCAAGCAUUUUAGAACAUUAUUAAUCAAUAGGCUUUUUUGUAUGUUAGAUUUGCAACAUAUUUUUAUAUAUAUAUAUAUAUGAUUUAUAUUUGGUGAAAAAUACUUUCUCCAAUAAUACUGUACUUCCAUUGUGCAUUCAAAUGUUUUUAAACUAAACGUGUUGUUUGAACAGGGAGUUAUUCAAAAAGAUCUGUCUCCUAUUUUUGUACUUGUGUACUGUUUGGAAAUGCAGCAAGAAAGUAUUUAUUUUUACUCAUAUAUGUUACUUCUUUCUAUUCAAUAAAAAUGGCUUUAAUUAUGUUCUUUA